Molecule: messenger RNA, 991 nt
Organism: Camellia sinensis
Lineage: Eukaryota; Viridiplantae; Streptophyta; Magnoliopsida; Ericales; Theaceae
Source: RefSeq, a predicted model, not a curated record
AUGAUAAAUAAAUAAGAAAAGAUGUGUGUGCUGGUGUAUGCAUGACUGCCGAGAGAUGAUAAUGUUUUGUGGAAAAAGUAAAGUGAUAGAGAGAAAACCAGUCCCAUUCCUCACACCUGCUGGCUGCUUGGCCUCUUUCUCAUCACAGAUGCACACGGGGUUAUCACAGAAUGAGCGAACAUUCCAAGGAGGACCCAGAUUAGUUCCUCAAAAAUGGGCAGUUAAAGCCUCAGUUAGUGGGUCUCCUCCGGGACUCUACUCGGCCAAGAUUUUCGAACUCACACCUCAGAACGUUGACAUGGUUCUUGAGGAUGUUCGGCCUUACCUCAUCUCCGAUGGUGGCAACGUCGACGUCGUCUCUGUCGCAGACGGUGUCAUCUCUCUCAAACUCCAAGGAGCAUGUGGAAGCUGCCCUAGCUCAACAACUACCAUGAAAAUGGGGAUUGAACGAGUACUGAAGGAAAAAUUUGGAGAUGCAGUCAAGGAUAUUCGCCAAGUGUAUGAUGAUGACCACACAAGUGAGACAACGGUAGAGGCGGUGAAUGGCCAUCUUGAUAUAUUGAGACCAGCCAUAAAGAACUAUGGUGGGAAUGUGCAAGUAUUAUCUGUUGAGGGUGGCCUGCCAAGAGAGUCUUCAGGUGAUGGCUUCCCAACUUGCCGGCGCAGAUCUGGAUUUGUCUAAGGCACAAAAAUGUGAAAAGAAAGAAGCAGGGUGGUGAUGCUGUAAAAGAAAGAAUCUGUGAAGAGGGCAUUGAUCUAGGUAACACACAACACACUUCCAAUUUCAAAGGUGAGAGUGAUGGUCCAUGGCAGCAAGAAAUGUGACAGCGGAGUUAAGGUAUGUGUAGAGGUCCGGCGGGCGGCCAAGGUGACCCCCCCACCCGCCGGUGAAGUAGAAUGAUUAGGUUCUUAACCUUGCUUUGAUACCAUGUAAAAUAUAUUGAUGGAUAUUAUUUAUUGAUGUAUUACAAGAUUGAUAAAUUACAAUUCC